UUAAUUUGCGUUGUCGGUGUUGAUUCCAUUGCAUUCGUUGCCCUAAAACAAGCUCUUCAUCGUCCCAAGUUUCCGGCCAUGGCGACGCCCUCGGAGCCGCAGGCCUACGCCGCCAACACAAAGGCCUUCUUCGAGAGGCUGGGCUCGUCCAACCCCAUCUCCGACGCCGCCGACCGUCUCAGAUUCUUCUCCGACCUCCUCCGUAGCCUCCUCAAGGCUGACCUCGUCGAGACCGGCCGCAUUAUCUGCUCCUUCGUCGUCAAUCCAGCUCUCACCAAUCUAUACAACACACUGCAUGGUGGAGCAGUGGCGAGCGUGGCGGAGGUGUUGGCGGUGGCCUGCGCGAAGUCCGUCGCCGGGGAUAUAGAGUUGUUCACCGGGGAGACCGCCACGUCUUAUCUCUCCGCUGCUAGAGUGAAUGAGGAGGUCGAGGUUGAGGGACGAGUACUGAGGAAAGGAAGAAGGGUGAUCGUAACUGAAGUCAACUUGAGGAUAAAGAAAACCGGACGCAUGCUUUACACAAAUCGUUCGACUUUCUACGUUAUGCCUCUUGCCAAAUUGUAAGUUUUAUGCAUUUAACUUGAGCAAGGAAGCCAUUACCUUAAUGUCAGGAUCCUGCCAUUUAGCAUUGUACAAGUGAAUAUGAUGUUUAUAAUUGAAGGACUAUGAUGCAUCAGUUUGUGUUGUAUUGUAUUAUCAUAUUCCUCAAAGGUUAUA
Messenger RNA from Dioscorea cayenensis subsp. rotundata (Guinea yam), 717 nucleotides. RefSeq names its product acyl-coenzyme A thioesterase 13-like. NCBI's taxonomy places the organism in Eukaryota, Viridiplantae, Streptophyta, Magnoliopsida, Dioscoreales, Dioscoreaceae. Gene Ontology annotation, molecular function: fatty acyl-CoA hydrolase activity. Bases 79 to 564 code for a protein of 161 amino acids. The transcript is spliced from 3 exons. The record is from RefSeq and is a predicted model, not a curated record.